CUACCAAAUCUAAUUUCUCGCAAAAUAAAAAUGUAAAAAAAAAAAGACCCAAUUUUUGUCUCUUUCCUCAUGCUUUACGAUGGACCCACCUCCGAUUUGGUGUGUGCGUAUACACUAUAUAUACACGGAGAAAGAGGCCGUGAUAAGUUGCUUCCGAUUUUGUAAGCUUUCUAAAUAGGCGCUUCUUCUACCAUCACCUGCUGUUGGAGUUUGAACUGCUGCUUCUGUGUUUACCAGGACAGGAUAUUUGUUCUCGAGUUCACAAAGACAAAAUAGGUAAUCAAUGGGUUUAGAAAUACAUUCAUCGCCAUGGAUUGAGGUUAUGAGAAGUGAGAUCAGUGGCUUGACGAUGGAAGUCGAUGAGAUUAAAUCUUCUAACUUUUGCGACGAAGAUGCGAAAAUGAACUUAAGAUCCGGCGGCUAUUGCCAACGGGCCCUUCACGAGUCAUUAAGCUUCAAAAAUUGGGAAAGAGAGAAUAAUUUGCUCGAAAAGAGUCAACAAAAGUGCGACCUUCAUGCGGCUGCCGUGAAACUGCAAAAAGUGUACAAGAGUUACAGGACAAGAAGAAACCUGGCGGAUUGUGCAGUCGUCGUUGAAGAAUUAUGGUGGAAGGCGUUGGAUUUUGCAUCUCUUAAACAUAGUUCGAUCACUUUUUUCGAUAGUGAAAAGCCGGAAAGUGCAGUUUCGCGGUGGGCAAGGGCGCUGACCAGAGCGGCCAAGGUUGGUAAGGGUUUGUCCAAGAAUGAGAAGGCUCAAAAGCUGUCUCUGCAACACUGGCUCGAAGCGAUCGAUCCUCGACACAGAUAUGGGCAUAACCUGCAUCUCUAUUAUGAUGUCUGGUUUAAGAGUUCGAGUUCACAACCAUUCUUUUACUGGUUGGAUGUUGGCGAAGGUAAAGAGGUAAACCUCGAGAAGUGCCCGAGGUGCAAACUUCAGCAGCAAUGCAUCAAGUACCUCGGACCAAAGGAGAGAGAGGCGUAUGAAGUAAUUGUGGAGAAUGGAAACCUUGUGUAUAAACAAAGCGGAGUUCUUGUGAACACCGAUGAAGGUUCUAAGUGGAUCUUCGUUCUUAGUGCGUCCAAGGCGUUAUAUGUCGGGCAGAAGAAGAAAGGGUCAUUUCAACACUCAAGUUUUCUAGCCGGCGGAGCAAUAACAGCUGCAGGGAGAUUGGUUGUUAAAGAUGGAAAUCUCAAGGCUGUAUGGCCAUAUAGUGGUCAUUACCUCCCGACAGAAGAAAAUUUCCAGGAGUUCAUCAAGUUCCUUCGCGACAACAAUGUAGACUUCACUGGCGUCAAGAGAUGUCCGCUGGACAGAGAUGAUAGAUACCCCUCGUUCAAGAACCCUAGCGACGAGUCGCUGCUUGAGGCGGGUAAUUCUAAUGAUUCGUCGGAUGAUCAUACAUCAGUCGAACACGUAGACUCCAGUGAAACGGAGUCGGAGUUUACUUCUCCAGAGUCCGCACACACUGAUUCUGAAGAGAUAGAAAAUGCAGAGCCACCGACGACCCACAUGUCGCGCAAAUGGACAACCGGGGCCGGGCCUCGCAUCACGUGUGUCCGCGACUACCCCUCGGAAUUGCAGUUCAAGGCGCUCGAGCAUGUUAACCUUUCUCCAAAGGUUGAUAUGACUUCACCAACCGAAAGCAAAGGCCCGAUCCCUUCUCCCCGUCCGAGUCCCGGAUUGAGACUUUCUCCUAGGCUUGCUUCUAUGGCCCUGCCGACCCCUACGAUUUCUCUCACUCUUCCUAAACUCAAGAAAAGAUGAUUCUUUUUUGGAGCCUCGACUUUUCCUAACUUAUCCGAGUCGUUUUAUGACGGAUUGGAGGAAUAUGGCGGGAGUAAAGAGUGGGAUUUUUUUGGGGAUUACUGCAACGAAGAAAUGAUCUCCCACUCCUCACAUUUUCCUUCUUUUUUUUUUAUGCAUUCAGAUUGUCAAAUUGAUCUUGUUCCUAUUUUAACUUUACUGGAGAUCUCUGACUGUGAGAUCCCUCCAUAAAAUGGCUCUUUGUACAUAGCCCAAUUUUUUUGAGUCAAGAUAUACAUGUAAUUUUCUGACUUAUACUCCAGGGAAGCAAUAAAAUUCCUUUUU
Messenger RNA from Ananas comosus (pineapple), 2089 nucleotides. RefSeq names its product IQ domain-containing protein IQM1-like. Bases 284 to 1765 code for a protein of 493 amino acids. The transcript is spliced from 10 exons. The record is from RefSeq and is a predicted model, not a curated record. Lineage: Eukaryota; Viridiplantae; Streptophyta; Magnoliopsida; Poales; Bromeliaceae.